AAAGACUUGUCUCCUCUGCCUUCACACACACAAGUACGUAUUUACAAAUUAACGGACUUCCUGGGCGUUAAACGUUAUUUGUCAACUUCAAGCACUGGUCAAGCAAGCAACACUGUUGCUUCUACAGCAUCACAGGGUCGCCGUAGAUUUUGUUUCAUUUUUUAAAUGAAGUUCAUUGAAAGGCAGUUCGUCAACUGAAAACUCUUACCUGACUCAGAGAUGGAGAAACUAGAGACAUCAGAGCUUCAAUCUAGACUCUCAUCCCUGUCUGUUUCUUCUUUCCCUGGUAUAACGUCAAAAAACUGUGAAACAAACCCUUUAAACAGACUUCAAAGCACAGACCUUUCCCAGGCAGUAAUCCAACCGGACAACCGAAGCAAAAUGGACGAUAACAGCAAUAACAAAGAAUCUCCACAGUCUCCUGAGGAGCCCAGCGCAUCUCUGGGGAAGGCAGAAGCGAGUGACACACAGGAGAGCAGUACAUCACACUCCGGGGAGAAAAAAGCUCUUCCUCCGAUGAAACCGGCCUCCACGUGGACCUCUGUGGCAGUGAAGGAGCUGAAGACUAAGCUUCGUCAAGAGAAGGACAGUGUGGUGACGGUAUAUCGCGGAGACAUUAUGACCGUCCACGUACCCGUUGUUCCUGAGGCCAAGCGAGUGUGCUGGGAGUUUGCCACAGAUGGCUAUGACAUUGGAUUUGGGGUUUACUUCGACUGGUCACCAGUCACUAACCGAGCCAUUACUGUUCACGUUAGCGAAUCCAGUGACGAUGAGGAUGAAGAUGAAGAGCUAGAAGGCCCUGUGGUUCCAGGAGAUGUGGAGAAGGGCUCUAAAUCAGUUAACAACUUGAACUUGGGAGAGAUCCUGCCUGUGUACCGUCAGGACAGUCAUCUGGCAGUGCAGGGCGGCAGCCACGAGUUCCCAGGAGACGGCACAUACCAGCUGAAGUUUGACAACUCGUACUCGCUGUGGCGGAAUAAGACUUUGUACUACAGGGUGUACUACAGUGCCUGAGGAAUCAAGUGCUUAUUUAAAAACAAUCAUCGUAUGUAUUCAAUUGCUGUAGAAUUCUUGCUAUUGUUGAUUUGUGCUUUUCGUUUUAUCCCAGCCCUAUCAUAGAUCAAAAAAAUAUAUAUAUUGCUUUAUGAUGUUACGUGCAAGAUGAUAUAUUUCAUAUAAAAGGUCCAUAUAUGUUUUAUAAUUGUAUUGUCUGACACCACAACAGAACUGUGGCAUCGCAUAUCAGGGACUACAGAGUAACUAAUCAGGGUGGUGAACCGGGUCGACUGCUUUUCAAACAAUUCUACACAAUUCAAAGACGGUUAGAAAGUCAAUGUAGGUGACUUGGCAGAAGUCACUGUUGAUUCAGGUAACGAUAUACACGUUUUUGUUGUGUGUUUGUUUGGUUUCUUGCUGUUUUAUGUCUAAUAUCAUAUUACAUAGACCUGCAUUGAGCAGCAUCAGACACUAUUUCUUACAUACUGCUAAUACUGAGUUUGUGUUCUCAGGCACAAAGACACCAGAGACCACAGCUAGUUAAGAUGUAUUUGAAACCUCAUAUUCAUAUGUUUUUAUUGCAGUUGCUAACUCUACUAAGAUGCAAUCUCAUCAGUCAUCAAAUGGUUAAAGCCGGCUUGUUUGCAACUUUAAACCAUUUCCUGCCACAAAAGCUCAUUUGUUGCUCAACUGAUCCAAUAUUUACACGUCCCAGGCUCUCAUCUGGCGUGAUUAAGGGUUGUUUGGCAUUGGUCUGUAUAGACACAAUACAGAUGGCCUGUUGAAGACGUUUUAUUUACAUGUAUGCCUCUUUUCCAAGGUGUCUAGAAAACUGCUUCUAGUAUAUGUUUCAUGAUUCAGAUAAGUUCAUUGGAAGAGCUUUUUUGCUUAUAUCACGUGCAAUAUGUCUCGACAAGCGCUGCCAGCAGGUAUAGCGUUUUGUUUCCUUGAUGACUUCUUGAUUAUGAGUACCAAAUCAUGCUGCAAACAUUUCUUUUUGUACGUUAAAUUAUGUGCAUGUCUUAAGAGACUGUUGCAUUGUGCUGCUGAGGUGGGCUACUUUAUUCUGCCUAUGUGCUUUUCUGCCCGUCUACCUAUUAUGAUAUAUGAUAUGUCUGUCAUCCCUUUUCUUGUUUUUCGUUUGUUGUUUCUUUUGCUGUGUGUUGUUCACAAUAAACGUUGAGAUGAAUUCAG
This is a messenger RNA of Pimephales promelas (fathead minnow), 2190 nucleotides long. It is a transcript of the gene tmed8, whose product is annotated as transmembrane p24 trafficking protein 8. The record is from RefSeq and is a predicted model, not a curated record. NCBI's taxonomy places the organism in Eukaryota, Metazoa, Chordata, Actinopteri, Cypriniformes, Leuciscidae. Gene Ontology annotation, cellular component: Golgi membrane.